AUGUUCGACGUCUUCACUGAUGAUACCCCUGCUCCAGUAAUAGUCGACGGAGACGUCAUCGAGGCUGCCAAAGAAAACAUUCAACCUCUCGCAUCCGGCAGGCGUGUCACCGCACUCUCCCAGCUCCUUACUACACCUCAUGCUCAACGCGAAACGCGUCUGGCUGACGCACGCAAACGUCACCGGACCAACGUUGAGAUAGCGAUGGAUGACGAAGACGAAGAUGUAGACCCCCUUGAGGCGUACGCACGCUUUGUUUACUGGACGGUGGAGAACUACCCGCAAGGCCACAGUGCGGAAUCUGGUCUACUCGAACUGCUUGAGGAGGCAACGCGCAUGCUCAGGGAUGACAGGGGAGGGAAGUGGAGAAACGACCUGAGGUACUUGAAGCUGUGGGUGCUAUAUGCGAGCUACGUGGACAAGCCCACCAUCGUCUUCAAGUACCUCCUUGUGAACGAGAUCGGGACAAACCAUGCAUUGCUCUACGAGGAGUACGCGACGGCACUGGAGAGAGCUAACAGGCGCGCCGAAGCGGAUGAUACCUUCCUUCUCGGCAUCGCUCGCAAAGCCGCACCCCUCGAACGCCUCGAGACCAAGCACCGCGAGUUCCAGAAGCGCAUGAUGGCCUCCCCCUCAAUCGCCACCAGCUCCCCUCCCACCGAUGCACCUCAGACGGACGCGCCCCGCCGCCGAGCUCUCGGCGACACUGCACCGGCCUCCCGCACGCGCACCUCGCGCGCCCCAUCCAACGCGAGCAACACGCAGGACGUCUUCUCCGCGCCCCUGCCGGCCGCCCCGCGCCCGAACGGCCGCCUCCCGGUCUUCGUCGACCCCACCGGCGACGCCGAGAACGACCCGGAGCAGGCCGCGCAGCCAUCGCCGUGGCCAGAGCUGGGUACGCGCAAGACGCGCGUCAAGGAGAACACGGGGGAGGUGAGCAAGAUGGCGGGGACGACGCUGCGCCAUGCCGGCCGGGGGACGCGCGCGCCGUCGGGCUCGCGCAUCGCAGUCUUCCGGGACCCGGCCCCAGAGGACGAUGCAGCGGCGAUGCCGCCCCCGCCGGUGCCCGCGGCGAAGGGCAAAGCACGUUCGGCGAGCAAGAGCUCGGUGAGCUCCAUCGCGGUGUUCAGGGACGAGGGUGUCGAGGCUAUGGAGCCGGCCCCUGCGAAGAAGGCGAAGGGGAGGACGGCGAGCAAGAGCUCGAUCACGGUGUUCAAAGACGAAGAUGGCGAGGAGAACGCGGGUCCAGCGGACUCGGGCGCGAAGAAGGGCAAGAGCAAGGUGGCGGGGUCCAGUAAGAGCGCCAUUCCUGUGUUUCGGGACGAAGACGAGCCUGCCACUUCCUCCCUACCCCCUGUGCCGUCGACGCCCAAGUUUGUUCCAUUCAGAGACGAGGACGAGCCUGGCACACCGUCAACCUCGACUACCACGACACCUCCCGGGACUGUCAUGCGUCCGAAGCCCGCUGUCAAAGAUGUUACGAUGAGCGCAGAAGCUGAAGCCUUGCGCAAAGAUCCCUUCAAGAACUAUAGCGAAGAAGAACGCCCCGUUGAUGAUUGA
Epithele typhae is the source of this 1560-nucleotide messenger RNA. RefSeq names its product Mad3/BUB1 homology region 1-domain-containing protein. The transcript is spliced from 3 exons. NCBI's taxonomy places the organism in Eukaryota, Fungi, Basidiomycota, Agaricomycetes, Polyporales, Epitheliaceae. Gene Ontology annotation, molecular function: protein kinase activity. The coding region runs from base 1 to 1560 and encodes 519 amino acids. The record is from RefSeq and is a predicted model, not a curated record. Gene Ontology annotation, biological process: mitotic spindle assembly checkpoint signaling; meiotic sister chromatid cohesion, centromeric.